Molecule: messenger RNA, 936 nt
Organism: Brettanomyces bruxellensis
Lineage: Eukaryota; Fungi; Ascomycota; Pichiomycetes; Pichiales; Pichiaceae
Gene: RPN11
Product: multicatalytic endopeptidase
Exons: 1
Coding region: 1-936 (311 amino acids)
Biological process (GO): proteasome-mediated ubiquitin-dependent protein catabolic process; protein deubiquitination
Cellular component (GO): proteasome regulatory particle, lid subcomplex
Molecular function (GO): metallopeptidase activity; protein binding; proteasome binding
Source: RefSeq, a predicted model, not a curated record
AUGGAUAGAUUACAGUCUCUUCUUGGUGCUAGAAUGGGUGGUCUUGGAGGCGGCGUUGGCCUUCAGAACCAGCCUUCUGUUGAUAGUGCGGAAACCGUUUAUAUAUCAUCGUUAGCCCUACUUAAAAUGUUGAAACACGGAAGAGCCGGUGUCCCCAUGGAAGUUAUGGGUCUUAUGUUGGGGGACUUUGUUGAUGAGUUCACGAUCCAUGUCGUGGAUGUUUUCGCUAUGCCUCAGUCUGGUACAGGCGUUUCUGUUGAAGCAGUUGAUGAUGUUUUUCAAACAAAAAUGAUGGACAUGCUAAGACAGACAGGUAGGGAUCAAAUGGUUGUUGGAUGGUAUCACUCGCAUCCUGGAUUUGGAUGUUGGCUUUCAUCAGUGGAUGUGAAUACUCAGCAGUCUUUUGAGCAAUUAAAUCCUAGAUCUGUUGCAGUGGUUAUAGAUCCUAUACAGUCCGUGAAGGGUAAAGUUGUGAUUGAUGCAUUCCGUUCAAUCCCUUCCCAGGUCAUAAUGCUUGGACAAGAACCACGUCAAACAACAUCCAAUGUUGGACUUCUUCAUAAGCCAACUAUCCAGUCCCUUAUCCAUGGUCUUAAUAGAAGUUACUAUUCAUUAAACAUAGAAUACAGAAAAACGUCAAAGGAAACAGACAUGCUCCAGAAUUUACACAAGAAAGAAUGGACGACUGGUUUAAAGAUUGAGGAUUACAACGACAAUGAUCAAAAGAAUUUGGGGGCCACGAAAAGAAUGGUUAAAAUUGCAAAGCAAUAUGUCGAAAGAAUUCAGGAGGAGAAAGAACUUUCAGAGGAUCAGCUUAAGACGCGGUAUGUCGGCAAGCAAGAUCCUAAGAAACAUCUUACGGAAGCCGCUGAGAAACUUAUUGAAGAUAACACGUUAUCAAUUGUCAAGGGCAACGUGGACAGACUUGCUAUAUAA